Molecule: messenger RNA, 1471 nt
Organism: Ctenocephalides felis (cat flea)
Lineage: Eukaryota; Metazoa; Arthropoda; Insecta; Siphonaptera; Pulicidae
Product: phosphoglycerate kinase-like
Biological process (GO): gluconeogenesis; glycolytic process
Cellular component (GO): cytosol
Molecular function (GO): ADP binding; ATP binding; phosphoglycerate kinase activity
Source: RefSeq, a predicted model, not a curated record
ACAGUUUCUACUUUUGACAUCUUCAUUCAUUGUGCCGACAAAAUGUUGUAAAAUGCUGUUUUAUAAGUGAAUUUUAUACGAAUAACUUAGAAUUAUAUUUUAUUUUAUUGAGUGCAUGUGUGUGUUCGAGAAGUCUCAAAGGUCAAUUUGAUAAAAGUACAAGAGUACCUGCAAGAUUUUUGUAAAGAAAUUAUAUAAUAAGUGUUUUAUUAAUAUAUUUUAUACAAUGGCUUUGAACAAAUUGAGUAUCGAGAGUGUGGAUUUGGAAGGCAAGAAAGUUCUUAUGAGGGUUGAUUUCAACGUUCCGUUAAAAAACGGUGUUAUCACGAACAAUCAAAGAAUAGUGGCAGCUUUGGAUACGAUUAAGUACGCUUUGAAUAAAAAUGCUUUGAGUGUUAUUCUGAUGAGCCAUUUAGGACGUCCUGAUGGGCUUCCUAAAAAGGAAUACAGUUUGAGACCUGUUGCCGAGGAAUUGAAGAAACUAUUAAACAGGGAUGUGACAUUUUUGGAAGACUGUGUUGGCCCCAAAGUAGAACAAGAGUGCAAUAAUGCAAAGCAAGGCUCGAUUAUUUUGUUGGAGAAUUUGAGAUUUCAUUUGGAAGAAGAAGGUAAAGGUGUGGAUGCUUCCGGAAAUAAGGUGAAAGCAAAUCCGGAAAAAGGUAAAGAAUUUCGAGCUGGUUUAAGAAAAUUGGCUGAUGUAUAUGUUAAUGAUGCUUUUGGUACUGCCCAUCGUGCACACAGUUCGAUGCUUGGAGAACAUUUCGAAACUCGUGCAGCUGGUUUAUUGUUAAAUAAAGAACUUUGCUAUUUUGCCAAGGCCUUGGAUUGUCCACCGAAGCCCUUCUUGGCUAUUUUAGGAGGUGCAAAGGUUGCAGACAAGAUUCAACUAAUUGAAAAUUUGUUAGACAAAGUCGAUGAGAUGAUAAUUGGAGGAGGAAUGGCUUAUACUUUCUUGAAAGUUUUAAAUGGAAUGCAGAUUGGUUCGUCCUUAUAUGAUCAAGAAGGUGCCAAAAUUGUAGAAAAAUUGAUGGACAAGGCGAAGAAAAAUAAUGUACAAAUUCACCUGCCAGUUGAUUUUGUCACUGCUGAUUCUUUUUCAGAAACUGCUAAGGUGGGUUCUGCUGAUUUAAAAACAGGUAUCGAAAAGAAUUGGAUGGGUUUGGAUGUCGGUCCAAAAUCUAUUGAACUAUUUUGUGAACCUAUUCGAAGGGCUAAGAUUAUCGUUUGGAAUGGGCCAGCUGGUGUAUUUGAAUUUGAAAACUUCUCGACGGGUACAAAAGCCAUCAUGGAUGCUGUUGUAGAAGUUACGAAGAAAGGAACAGUCACUAUCAUUGGUGGUGGUGACACAGCCACUUGCUGUGCAAAAUGGCAAACGGAGCACCUGGUGUCCCACGUGAGCACCGGUGGUGGUGCCAGCUUGGAAUUGCUCGAAGGAAUGUUGCCAGGCGUGCAAGCACUCUGUGACAAAUAA